CUGGAAUGACCAUUUUGAGGUGAAAGAGACCAACCCUCUCCCUCCAAACUGGGUAAAGAAGAAUAUUGCCUUCUUUUGAACCUAAGUCAUGAGUUGGAUGUUCCUCAGAGACCUCCUGAGUGGAGUAAAUAAAUACUCCACUGGGAUCGGGUGGAUCUGGCUGGCUGUCAUGUUCAUCUUCCGUUUGCUGGUCUACAUGGUGGCGGCAGAGCAUGUGUGGAAAGAUGAGCAGAAAGAGUUUGAGUGCAACGUUAGACAGCCUGGUUGUGAAAAUGUGUGUUUUGACUACUUCUUCCCCAUCUCCCAGGUCAGACUUUGGGCCUUACAACUGAUCAUGGUCUCCACGCCUUCACUUCUGGUGGUUCUACAUGUAGCCUAUCGCGAGGGUAGAGAGAAAAGGCACAGGAAGAAACUCUAUGUCAGCCCAGGCACCAUGGAUGGGGGCCUGUGGUACACUUACCUUAUCAGCCUCAUUGUUAAAACUGGUUUUGAAAUUGGCUUCCUGGUUUUAUUUUACAAGCUCUAUGGUGGCUUUAGUGUUCCCUACUUUAUGCAGUGUGAUCUGAAGCCUUGUCCCAACACUGUGGACUGCUUCGUCUCCAAACCCACGGAGAAAACAAUUUUCAUCCUCUUCUUGGUCAUUACCUCAUGCCUGUGCAUUGUGUUGAAUUUCACUGAACUGAGUUUUUUGGUCCUCAAGUGUUUUAUUAAGUGCUGUCUCCAAAAAUACUCUAAAAAACUCAAGUCCUCAGUGUGUGAGUGCCACAACCUCAGAUAUGUUAAAUAUGGUGAGAUGGGGGCCCCUCCCUUGCUCCAGAAGCACCGUUUAGACUCAGCCAUGAGCACAGCCCAGGGAGGGGAAACAAAGGUACUCUGUGGCACACAAGAGGCUUAAAGCAAACCCGCAUCCCUCUGAAGUAGACAUAGGCUUCCUUGGAAAACAAAGGGUGUCAGCCUUAAUGUCACUUGGGAGGAAUUUUUUAAAUUUUCAAUAUGUGCUCAGUUGUAUAUACUAGACAGAGGUCUCAUUGUUUGGUGGUAGGGUUCAUCCACAUGAACCCUACAUGAGUUGUGUUUGAAUAGUUAAUUGCAACUUAGUCUGAAGAAAGCCAACUAACAGCAUUCUUCUAAGUGCUUAGAUCUAUCAACUGGAAAAUAUAAAAAGUGACACUUCUUUCAAAUGUGAUGGCCUCCAAGCAACUAUUGAGGCACUGGCAAUCGUUCCAAGUGGCAGCCAACGCUCCACUCACUCAGCCCUACUCAAACUUUGUAGAGAAAGACUAUGAUGAGGGUGGGGUAGCAGCUAACCAGGGGCACACAGAAGCACAUUCAGUGAGAGGGUUCAGCCUGGGGAAAACUCCACAAAGCCCAGGACGCUUUGCAGUUUAGGUGUCCCUGGAUAUAAGUGGACUAGGGGAAAGGGAAGAAAGCCAUCAUUUACUGGUCUCCAACUUAAAUACAAAUGUUACUGGGAGAUAAUUCCACUUAA
This is a messenger RNA of Balaenoptera musculus (blue whale), 1489 nucleotides long. RefSeq names its product gap junction protein beta 7 (gene GJB7). The transcript is spliced from 2 exons. Gene Ontology annotation, cellular component: connexin complex. NCBI's taxonomy places the organism in Eukaryota, Metazoa, Chordata, Mammalia, Artiodactyla, Balaenopteridae. The record is from RefSeq and is a predicted model, not a curated record. The coding region runs from base 89 to 895 and encodes 268 amino acids. Gene Ontology annotation, biological process: cell communication.